Clunio marinus is the source of this 225-nucleotide messenger RNA. The record is from the annotation of a GenBank genome assembly. Lineage: Eukaryota; Metazoa; Arthropoda; Insecta; Diptera; Chironomidae.
AUGAAGGGAAGUCAAACACAGAACUUAAGUACCGACAUCAAGGAUCUUAAAAUUCAAAGACUUCCAUUCAAAAAAGGCUGUAAAAUAAUAAAGACAACAGCAAGAGAAAAGAUGAAAUUGAAAAAUAAAUUGUGCGAGAUUAUUCAAAGUGAUCUGCUUUUCAGUUUGCUCGAUUUAUUUGGGUAUUUUCUUAGCUGUCUUGACUCAAAACUCAUUAAACAUUAG